CGUCUGAUAACUUAAUCCUGAUAGUAUUUUUAAAUAAUUUCAUCUGAAUCAUGGUCAUAAAUAUUUAAAAUUUUUAACUUUUAAAGCUUGGACUUAGAUGAUGAUAUUCCGAUGUCCGUGAUUUAAAGUAGUACGCACGUGUCUAACAUUGUCACAUUGUCAGUUCUCGGUUUCAUUCCUCUUAAGCACAUUUCAUUUGGCUCUUGAUGUUGAUAUUUGGAGACAUGAAGUGGUUGAUGAGAAUUCAAAUUUCAAGAUUUCUAAAUAUACAAUUUAGUGAAGAUUCUUAAGAAAAUGAUAUAUUUCCUAUCCACUUUUGAACGGGCAAACACAACAUUUUUAAAUCUUAAGUCGCCAUCAGAUUACUUUUAAUCUCUUUCUAUUAUCUUUUGAUUGAGGUCCACAGUUAAGACAAACUGUUAAAAUGGCACCUCGUGUGACUCUGCUGGAUGCCCAUGUACUUGACGAUCACAUUUCCAAAAUAUUCAUUGGCCAGACCUUAAAGGUUUUCAAGUUCUUACCGUCAUGGAUUUUAAAUAAUUGCGAGUUAGAAAUAAAUGUGAUAUUACAAUUCUUAUUGAAAUAUUAUUCUGUGACAAAAUCAAAAGCAACAUUUGGUCAACAAAUGCUUGGAGUUAGAUUCAAACCAGAUCAGCUAACUGAUACAAAGUUAGCUCUAUUUCAACUGUUUACGGUCGGAGCUGAGUAUAUACAAUCAAAAGUAGAAAGUCCUUCAAAAAAUUAUUUAAACAAUAUAAAUGCCUUACAUUUGAUUGUUGAUUUUUUGAAAGCGGCAUCUUUCUUAAAUUUUCUACUUUUUCUGCAACAAGGCAAGUACCCAACAUUAACUCAAAGGCUUUUAAGUCUUUCGCAAGAGUCAACCCGUAAAAGAAAUAUAGAAUACACUUAUAUGACAAGAGAACUGCUAUGGCAUGGUUUUUCUGAGCUGCUGUUAUUUACAUUGCCUCUGAUCAAUUAUCAGUCUUUAAAACAUAAAGUAUUCAGAUUAAUGCAUUCAAGUUCACAACACAAUGACAAAAAAUGGAUUGAAAAAAUGCCAUUUAUAUGUGCUAGAACAGUGUGUAGUAUUUGUCAAGAAAAACCUGUGUUACCACAUCAUAUAAAAUGUUCUCAUGUGUUUUGUUUCUACUGUAUAAGUUCAAUGAGAAUGGUUGAUGAAAAAUUUGAAUGCCCCGAGUGUUAUCAUUUUGAAAUUAAUAUAAUACCAGUAAUACUCGAUUAAAUUUAUUGGUAGUAUUCAAAGUGCUUGAGAUAUAUCAAUAAAUUAUUGUUAAUAUUUUAUUUUUUGGUUGUAUAAAUUAUAGUUGGUUUGUUAUUUUCGACAUAUUUAAAAUAAUUUUUUAUUGAAACUGUUGAAUAAAUAAUAUAUAUUUUCUUGUUUUUAUGUUGAGGAAAAAUACAUAUGGUGUUUAUAUUA
Molecule: messenger RNA, 1438 nt
Organism: Aphis gossypii (cotton aphid)
Lineage: Eukaryota; Metazoa; Arthropoda; Insecta; Hemiptera; Aphididae
Gene: Pex2
Product: peroxisome biogenesis factor 2
Exons: 9
Coding region: 425-1243 (272 amino acids)
Biological process (GO): protein import into peroxisome matrix
Cellular component (GO): peroxisomal membrane
Molecular function (GO): zinc ion binding
Source: RefSeq, a predicted model, not a curated record